This is a messenger RNA of Fulvia fulva, 732 nucleotides long. Its product is annotated as Short-chain dehydrogenase/reductase. The coding region runs from base 1 to 732 and encodes 243 amino acids. The record is from RefSeq and is a predicted model, not a curated record. Lineage: Eukaryota; Fungi; Ascomycota; Dothideomycetes; Mycosphaerellales; Mycosphaerellaceae. The transcript has 3 exons. Gene Ontology annotation, molecular function: oxidoreductase activity, acting on the CH-OH group of donors, NAD or NADP as acceptor.
AUGUCCAUCAUCGAACGCUCCGCCCCGAUCAACCUCCAGUACCGCAUCUGUGUUGUUACUUCGGCCUCGAGCCCGCUAGGAGUUGUGAUAAGCAAGACACUGUUGAAAGCGAAUGCCUUCGUGCUGGGCGUCGAUACACAGCCGAUCGAUCCCUCGCUGAAUGCAGGUCUGGGGACCCACUUCCAAUUCGAGCAGCGUGACGUGCAAGAUGUCCAAACACCAAAGCAGUUGAUUGAGGCUGUGAAAGAGAAGUUUGGGUUGGAGAACAUCGAUGCCUUAGUCAACACUGUAGGGAAGCAGUCUGAAGUUAUAGGCCUAGGUGAGCUGAGUAGAGCUAUUGGGCAAGUUAUGGCGGAACAAAGAAAGGGAACAAUCGUCAAUGUGCCAGGUGAUGUUGAAGGCAAAGACGAGGAACAGCACAGGCGUGUUCUUGACUUGACGCAAGAUGUUGCACGCGAGCUGGGUAGCGGAGACAUCCGAUGCAACGCAGUUGUUCUACAAGCUCCCACGAACGCCGGACAGCAUCAAUCUGCCAAGGCGUACGAAGAAGCAAAGACGCACAUGAAGACGUUGAUGAACACUGAAAAAGUGAAAGAUGCGCCUGGCUCCACGAGAGCGGCGCCAAUGAUGUAUGAUGUUGGGAACGUCACUUUGUUUCUGGCUGGGGACAUGAGUUCGAACAUUCGCAGCUCAGCUGUGCUUACCGAUGGCUCAUAUACCGAACUAAUGUAA